Molecule: messenger RNA, 1080 nt
Organism: Lindgomyces ingoldianus
Lineage: Eukaryota; Fungi; Ascomycota; Dothideomycetes; Pleosporales; Lindgomycetaceae
Product: phosphatidylethanolamine N-methyltransferase
Exons: 5
Coding region: 142-747 (201 amino acids)
Biological process (GO): phosphatidylcholine biosynthetic process
Molecular function (GO): S-adenosylmethionine-dependent methyltransferase activity
Source: RefSeq, a predicted model, not a curated record
GGUGCCGAAAACACCACCAAGCCCUUUCCCCAAGUCGAUGCAUUCAGUUUUUUUGCAUCGACACCCCUGGAACUAGAGAUCCUCCUAACCGCCUCUCCUACUGUUCCUACGGAGUUUUAAUUCUUCUAAGAGCCUUUCAUAAUGAGCGACCUCAUCGAUUUCAGCCAGCCUAGCUUCUGGAUCUCUGCAGCCACAAUUGUCUUCAACCCCACCUUCUGGAAUAUCGCCGCUCGUCAAGAAUAUCAUAACAAGCUCAUUACGAAGCUGUUUGGUGGGAACUCGAGACUCGGAUGCUAUGCGCUUGCGGUAUCGAUUUUCUCGCUGGGGAUCGUUAGGGAUGUCUUAUACGACCGCGCCCUCUCGGCGCAACCCUCCUCCCCCCUCCUCUCCACUCCCGUAGUCCAAUACUCCGCGAUCCCACUCUUCAUAACCGGCAAUGUCCUCGUGCUAACCUCUAUGUACGCCCUCGGUAUCACAGGCACCUAUCUAGGGGACUACUUUGGGAUCCUGAUGGACGCGCCCGUAACCAGCUUCCCCUUCAACGUGACCGACGCACCCAUGUACCACGGGUCCACGCUGUCCUUCCUAGCCGCCGCGCUCUGGAAGGGGAAACCAGCGGGCGUGUUACUCACCGUGUUUGUCGCUGCGAUGUAUACUGUGGCUCGGCAGUACGAGGAUCCUUUUACCGGGAUGAUUUAUAGGAAGAGGGACGAGGGGAGGAAGAAGGCGGGAAGCAAGGCUCUGUGAAGAGCUGUGAAGAGUACAGACCCUAAUGAUGGAAUAGGCAGAUAGGAAUGGGGCUAGAGUAUGUGCGAUGAAGCGGCGGAUCGGUGGCGAGACAUUAGAUGCGUGUGUCAGCGUAGCUGAUAUAUUGCUUGGCGUACUCUUACAUGGAGGUAACUUUCGAUUCAACAUAUCAGUGGGAUACAUAGCGGCGGCGUUGCGGGUAUUCAACUGCCUCCGCAUAGGAAUUGCAGAGCUUUGGUGGAAAAUUCUUAAGCAUUCGAAGGUGCUUCCUUCUGUCCCCGCGACACAAGACACUCUUGGCUCACCUUAUAUUACAUCACAUACGAGAGGGUU